Paramecium octaurelia is the source of this 818-nucleotide messenger RNA. The record is from the annotation of a GenBank genome assembly. Lineage: Eukaryota; Ciliophora; Oligohymenophorea; Peniculida; Parameciidae.
UACAUCAUGAUUUUCAAUUCUGAAAUCUCAGGCCAAUAACAACACACAACAUCACCUGUUGUUACUGGUGGCAGUGUCAUAGCUUUAGUUUACAAUGGAGGUGUAAUCGUUGGAACUGAUACUCUUUGUAGUUAUGGAAGCAUGGCAACAUUCAAGUACAUAAUGAGAAUACUUCAUUUAGGAAUGUAUAGAAGAUUGCCUAAAUAUCCAAAAACACAAUUUAUGCAUCCAGUGGUGAAUUUUCUGAUUUCUAACAAGUCGUGAAGGAAUUAGCAAAAAUCGAUAGAUCAGCCUUAUAAUAUGAUGAUGGGGUUCAUCCUUCUCCUAAAGAUUAUGGCAAUUUCUUAGCAAGAUUGUCCUAUAAAAAGAGAUGCAAAAUUAACCCCUUGUAUUUACAGAAUGUUAUUGCUGUAUUGCAUUUAGAAUAAUAUUUAGGGAUUUCAUAAUGGAGAGAGAUAUUUGGGACUUGUUGAUAUUUAUGGCACCUAUUUAGAAUCAAACUUUAUUACAACUGGAUUUGCUAGUUAUUUCUGCAAAGCCAUCAUCGCUAAUUAUUGGAAUGAGAAUUGCACUCUUGAUUAGGCUAAACAAGUAAUCAGAGAAUGCUUUAAAGUAUCAAUGGAUUCUACCUAUAGGUCUUAUUCUGCAGGGAUUGCAGAGCUCACGAUGUUAUUUAAUUGGCAUAUGUUGACGCAUAAGGUGCACACAUUGAAGAGCCCGAGAGAGUCGAGACUAAAUGGGAUUUCAAUGGAUUCAAAUCUAGAGCUAAUGAGAAAUUACACACAUAAUGAACAUUAUUAUUAUAUGAUUUUUAUAAU